Molecule: messenger RNA, 3400 nt
Organism: Apus apus (common swift)
Lineage: Eukaryota; Metazoa; Chordata; Aves; Apodiformes; Apodidae
Gene: CNOT10
Product: CCR4-NOT transcription complex subunit 10
Exons: 20
Coding region: 1317-3254 (645 amino acids)
Biological process (GO): negative regulation of translation; mRNA catabolic process
Cellular component (GO): CCR4-NOT complex
Molecular function (GO): protein binding
Source: RefSeq, a predicted model, not a curated record
UCUGGUUUUGCUUGAAGCAGUCCCUAGGUGUGGUGUUUUUGUUUUGGUUUGGUUUUUUACCUACCAGCAGACCUAGAGACAGUAAAAUCUGCAGACCUGCCCUGAUUUUUCCCUAGGAAAUACACAAAACAGCUAUAUGAGUGGUAUUUUUAUGAUACAACUUAGACAAUGAUCUCAUUGGUUUAUUUUUCACUUAACUGAAGACGUUUUACUGUAGGAUUCAGACUUCCAUAAGCCCAGCUUCAGCUGAGAUGCUUGUUUUACAAACUCGAAUACAGUGGCACUAAUCGGUAAUGCCCUCUGCAGUUGAUGGCACUCUGCUAGCCUCUUGAUCAGACUGAGUGUUAUGAGCUUCAAAAGUUUGAGAGUCUUUGCACUGGGGUUACUUUUACUAGCAGAAUCUGAAAGACAUGCUGAGCAAGUGAAGCAGGUAAUGCUAACAGUUAGCAUGAAAGGAUGAGGGGAUCCAUAGAGAGUGAUAGCUUUCUGUUCAGUUGUAUAACCACAAGAUUUAGAGCAGAAAUCAGAUCUAUAUUUAGCUUGAAGGACAGAUACUUCUUGUUCCUUUCCUCAUUUGCUGCAGAAAACCUGGGCACAUCUGAGCUUUUUUUUAUGUUUUAACUUUGUCUCCUGCCUUUCCCUUUCAAGGAAAAGGUAGUGCAAGCAUGUUGAUCAAUGCCUUACACACAGUCAGAUUUUAUAGCAGGUGCAUGCAGUUCUGUAUCCCCUGAGAAUCCAUCCCAACAGAGUACUGAAAUUGCUGAAUCCUUAAUUUUGUCACAGUGGGUUACUUUGUAAUUUGUGGGUGUGAGAUUGUUGAUAUUUUAAAAUCCUAACUUCAUUAGCAUCUUGAUGAUCCAAAUUUGUUGGUGGUGAUGGGGAAUGGAUUUUGCAGUGAAGCUCACAGGAUAUAAUAGAACUGGAGAAGAUUCUGGGACAAAGCAUGUGAGGAAGAUGCAGAAAAAAACUGUGCUGCUUACCUCUGAAGAGAGAAGAUUGAAAGAUUUGUCAGACUGGGAGUGAGGCUGAAGAAGUGAAUAGAUCAAGGUACUGAGAAACAUGAAGGAGCGAGUACUUCUGGGAUUACUGAUCAGGAAAAGGAAUUGUCGAGCAGCGCGUUACAAGCUUUUCUGGCUGGAAACUAUGAUGCCUGUUUACAACACCUAAAUACCCUUCAAGACAUCAACAAAGAUGACUACAAAAUAACUUUGAAUACUGCUGUUGCAGAGUUCUGUAGAAGCAACCAGACUACAACAGACAAUUUAAGACAAACCCUUAACCAGCUGAAGAACCAGGUUCACUCUGCUGUUGAAGAGAUGGAUGGUUUAGAUGAUGUUGAAAAUAGUAUGCUGUACUACAAUCAAGCUGUUAUUUUGUAUCAUCUGCGUCAAUAUACUGAAGCAAUAUCAGUUGGGGAGAAGCUGUACCAGUUUAUAGAACCUUUUGAGGAGAAAUUUGCCCAGGCUGUGUGCUUCUUACUUGUAGACUUAUACCUGCUAACUUACCAAGCUGAGAAGGCCUUACAUCUACUUGCUGUUCUGGAAAAAAUGAUUUCACAGGGCAACAAUAACAGCAAGAAUGGAAAAAAUGAGUCAGGUAAUAAUGCAAAUAAAGACUCCUCGAAUCAAAAAGCUGAAAGUGGAGCUUUAAUAGAAGUUGCUAAAUCUAAGAUACAUCAGUAUAAGGUGAGAGCCUAUAUCCAGAUGAAGUCACUGAAAGCAUGCAAGAGGGAGAUCAAAUCUGUUAUGAAUACAGCUGGGAAUUCAGCUCCUUCUCUCUUUCUUAAAAGUAAUUUUGAAUAUUUGAGGGGCAAUUAUCGUAAAGCAGUGAAACUUCUAAACAGUGCAAACAUUGCUGAACAUCCAGGCUUCAUGAAAACAGGUGAAUGCUUAAGGUGUAUGUUCUGGAACAAUCUUGGCUGUAUCCACUUUGCAAUGGGAAAGCACAAUUUAGGAAUUUUUUACUUUAAAAAAGCUUUGCAAGAAAAUGAUAAUGUGUGUGCACAGCUAGGAACAGGUAGCUCAGAUCCAGGUAAAAAAUUUUCAGGGAGACCCAUGUGCACGCUACUGACUAACAAACGGUAUGAGUUACUCUACAAUUGUGGCAUUCAGCUCUUGCAUAUUGGGAGACCCUUAGCUGCCUUUGAAUGCCUCAUUGAGGCAGUCCAGGUUUAUCACUCAAACCCUCGUCUUUGGCUGAGAAUAGCAGAAUGCUGCAUUGCUGCAAAUAAGGGGACAUCAGAACAAGAAACUAAAGGUCUUCCCAGCAAAAAGGGAAUUGUGCAAUCUAUAGUAGGUCAAGGCUACCACCGUAAGAUAGUCCUGGCAUCCCAGUCAAUACAGAACGUUGUUUAUAAUGAUGGGCAGUCCUCAGCAAUACCUGUAGCAAGUAUGGAAUUUGCAGCCAUUUGUCUACGAAAUGCCUUGCUGCUACUGCCAGAAGAUCAGCAGGAGCCAAAGCAGGAAAAUGGAUCUAAAACUAGUAAUCAGCUGGGGGGAAAUACAGAAAACAGUGAAAGCAGCGAAGCAUGCAGCAGUAAAAGUCAUGAAGGGGAUAAAUUCAUUGCAGCUCCACCUUCUUCACCUUUGAAGAAACAGGAAUUAGAAAAUUUAAGGUGCUCAAUACUUGCAUGUAGUGCUUAUGUGGCUCUGGCUUUGGGUGAUAACCUCAUGGCAUUGAAUCACGCAGAUAAACUUCUUCAGCAACCAAAGCUGUCAGGGUCUCUUAAAUUUCUUGGGCAUUUGUAUGCAGCAGAAGCUCUCAUCUCUCUAGACAGAAUAUCUGAUGCCAUCACUCACUUGAACCCUGAGAACGUCACUGAUGUUUCCCUUGGGAUCUCUUCAAAUGAGCAGGAUCAAGGGUCUGACAAAGGAGAGAAUGAAGCGAUGGAAUCUUCUGGCAAGCAGACCCCACAGUGUUACCCCAGUUCGGUCACAUCUGCGCGAACAAUGAUGUUAUUUAACCUUGGAAGUGCUUACUGUCUGAGGAGUGAAUAUGACAAAGCUCGCAAGUGUCUUCAUCAGGCUGCUUCACUGAUCCACCCCAAAGAGAUCCCUCCAGAGGCUAUUCUGCUGGCUGUAUAUCUUGAAUUACAGAAUGGUAACACACAGCUGGCACUGCAGAUCAUCAAGAGAAACCAGCUUCUCCCUUCUGUGAAGACACUCUCCGACAUGCGGAAGAAGCCAGUGUUCCAGCCAGUCCACUCAAUCCAGCCCAUCCAGAUGCCAGCUUUCACCACUGUUCAAAGGAAGUGAGGUCAUGCUUUGCCUGGCUGCUGCCCUGCCCUUGGGGGCUUGGGAUUUUGUAUAUUUUUUUUAACCUAGGACACCUGCAUACCCCAAUUGCUGGAGUGUGUUCAUUUAUGUAAAUUUUUAAUAAAACAUGUAAACAAAAAGAUGUA